This is a messenger RNA of Camellia sinensis, 2954 nucleotides long. Its product is annotated as Ypt/Rab-GAP domain of gyp1p superfamily protein. Gene Ontology annotation, molecular function: small GTPase binding; GTPase activator activity. The record is from RefSeq and is a predicted model, not a curated record. Gene Ontology annotation, biological process: regulation of GTPase activity. NCBI's taxonomy places the organism in Eukaryota, Viridiplantae, Streptophyta, Magnoliopsida, Ericales, Theaceae.
AUGUUUCUCUUUCUCUCUUUCUUUCUCUGUGUGCCUCACUCGCUUGGAAUAGUUCAAUUAAUCAGUUGCAGAAAAUCAAGGGAGAGAUUAUCUUCAACUAGUGUUUAUCGACUACGAACGAUCUCAAAAAAAUCAAACCGAAACUCCGUAAAUGAAGGCCAAGGCAACAUCUACAGCAGUCUUGAGCCCCUCUCUUAUCUCUUUCGAACACAAGAGGGAUGCUUAUGGGUUUGCUGUGAGACCUCAGCAUGUACAAAGAUACCGCGAAUAUGCUAAUAUAUACAAGGAGGAAGAGGAGGAAAGAUCAGAUAGGUGGAAGAACUUUCUGGAACAGCAAGUAGAGACUCAACUAUUGCCUGUAAAUGGGUUAUCUUAUGAGGAAGGUAAAAAGGAAUUACUUGCAGAAGCUACUGAGCAGGAAGCAAAUGUCAUAUCAGAGAAAGACGUAGAAGGAGAUGAUUUAAGUAUCAAGAAGCAAGAUUCUGGUGCUUCUACUGAAGAUUUGAAAAAUGGGGGAGUGUCAGCGGUGAUAGAGACGAAAACUCAUAGGGUCCAAAUAUGGACUGAGAUUAGACCAUCCCUUCAUGCCAUCCAGGAUAUGAUGAGUAUUCGAGUGAAGAAAAAGAGCAAUUUAGCAAAAAAUGAGCAAGAUGCUGGAAUUGGAAAGCCUCUUCCUCCUGUUGAAGAGGUUAAAUCUGCAAAAGGAGCAUCAGAAGAGGAUUCUGAAGAGGAGUAUUAUGAUGUGGAGAGAUCAGAUCCAACUCAAGAUGCCCCUUCCAGUGACAGUGUGAGUGCCCCUAUGCCUACUGCUACUGAUGUGGUCCAUCCUGAAUCUUUCUCUUCAUGGAAAGAAGAGUUGGAAUGUCUUGUUCGUGGGGGAGUGCCAAUGGCUCUGAGGGGAGAGCUUUGGCAAGCCUUUGUGGGUGUGCCCGCUCGCCGGUCAGAGAAGUAUUAUCAAGAUUUGCUAGGUGCAGAAAAUAAUUCUAGCAACAGUGUGGAACAACAAAGUUUGCAAUCGGGCAAAAGUAGUAAGGGGUCAAAUACAUGCGCUGUAUCUGUACCUGAGAAAUGGAAAGGGCAGAUUGAGAAGGACUUACCUCGAACUUUCCCAGGCCAUCCUGCCCUGGAUGAGAAUGGUAGAAAUGCUUUGAGGCGUUUGCUAACAGCAUAUGCUCGACAUAACCCCUCUGUUGGGUACUGUCAGGCUAUGAAUUUCUUUGCGGGCUUACUAUUGCUUCUAAUGCCUGAGGAAAAUGCCUUUUGGACUUUAGUGGGUAUUAUUGAUGACUACUUUGAUGGCUAUUAUUCAGAGGAAAUGAUAGAAUCUCAGGUUGACCAACUUGUUUUUGAGGAGUUGGUGCGCGAGAGAUUUCCGAAAUUGGUCAAUCAUUUGGAUUACCUUGGAGUGCAGGUGGCAUGGGUUACUGGACCCUGGUUUCUCUCAAUUUUUAUGAAUAUGCUUCCAUGGGAAAGUGUUCUUAGAAUCUGGGAUGUUCUGCUUUUUGAAGGAAAUCGUGUGAUGCUAUUCAGAACAGCGCUUGCCUUGAUGGAGUUAUAUGGACCUGCAUUGGUGACAACCAAGGAUGCGGGGGACGCAGUUACAUUGCUGCAGUCAUUGGCUGGCUCAACAUUUGAUAGUAGUCAACUUGUCUUGACAGCCUGCAUGGGUUACCAAAAUGUAAAUGAAGUUAGAUUACAAGAAUUGAGAAAUAAACAUCGACCAGCCGUAAGGGCUGCAGUUGAGGAAAGAACAAAAGGACUUCGAGCUUGGAGGGAUUCCCAGGGUCUGGCAUCGAAGCUAUAUAGUUUCAAGCAUGAUCCUGGCUCAAUAAUGAUUGAAACCAAUAAAUCAAAUCAAUUGGCUGAUACACAGACAAAUGGUUAUAUUUCUCACAAGGAGUCUGGGUCUACUAACGUGGAUGAAUACCUUAAGAACUUGACAGGGGAUGCUGAGAUAGAUUCUGUCCCAGAUCUUCAAGAACAGGUGGUGUUGUUGAAGGGUGAAUUGUGCAACUUGGUAGAGGAAAAUAGAUCUGCAGUUCUCAGAGCUGAAGAGUUGGAAACGGCAUUGAUGGAGAUGGUCAAGCAGGAUAACCGGCGACAACUAAGUGCAAGGGUUGAGCAAUUGGAGCGAGAGGUUGCUGAACUUCGUCGUGCCCUUGCUGAUAAGCAGGAACAAGAAAAUGUCAUGCUUCAGGUUUUGAUGAGGGUAGAGCAAGAACAGAAGGUAACAGAAGAUGCUCGCAGAUUUGCUGAGCAAGAUGCAGCAGCUCAGAGAUAUGCUGCUCAAGUGCUUCAGGAAAAAUAUGAAGAGGUGACUUUUACCCUCUCUGAAAUGGAGAAGAGGGUGGUAAUGGCAGAGUCAAUGUUGGAAGCUACCUUACAGUACCAAUCUGGCCAAAUUAAAGCACAACCAUCUCCACGAUCUGUACAACAAGAUUCUUCACCAGUGCAGAGCAAUCAAGAGCCCACACAAGACUUUCCCGUGAGAAAAAUUGGUUUGCUCUCUAGACCAUUUGGACUUGGUUGGCGUGACAGGAACAAGGGGAAGCCCGCUAAUGCUGAGGAGCCAACCGAUGGCAAGUCUACAAGCAAGGAACAAAGUCCAAGUGCCGAACAGAAAGACACUAAUGGCCAUCAAGUGUAAAGAUCCAAAGUGUAAGACUUUGUAGGACGAUUAUAAGAUUCCCUAAUUUCUCUACCUGGGAUUCUUAGUAUUCUUCUGUAUUGAUGAAGCAUGGGGACCCGCAUAGAUUUAGUUUUUCUUUUUCUGUAUUCUCAUUCUGAUAUAAAAGCUCCUGUUGAUUUAUUGUUUUUGUUUGUUUGUUUGUUUGUUUGUUUGUUCAUUAAACAGUGGCGAUGAUAAUAGUUGUAGGGGAGAAGAGAAAAUGUAGAAAGAAUUCAUUGUUAUCAACGGUAUAAUCAAUGCUUCUGUUUCUUGUAUUGCUUCAUCA